ACUGCGGCCCGGGAGGCUCCGGCUGCGCGGCUGGCGCCGACUCCUCACGCUGGGAGUCCGUGGCAGCACGGCGCUGGCAAUCUGGGGUGGUGUCUCAAGUCAGGCGCUUCCUGCCUUUUCCUGGGCCCGGGUGCCCGGCUCGCGCCGCCAAGCUCCGGGAUCCCAGGUCGCCCCGCCCAGCCCCGCCGCCCGCGCCCAGCUCGGUGCGCUCGGCGUCCCCGCCCCUUUCCCCAAACCCCCACCCUCUGUGCCCUCAGGGGGGCACCCCCGUCGAGGUGGGAGGGGGUCAGCCGUGCCCCGGUCGCCGAGUGGCGAGGAGGUGACGGUAGCCGCCUCCCUAUUUCCGCCCGGCGGGCAGCGCUGCAGGGCGAGUGCGAGCAGAGAGGCGCUCGGUCCUCCCUCCGCCCGCCCGCCGGCGCCGGGGGCAGGCCCUUCCUAGCCAGCGCCUUUUUCCCCCGCACCGCGGCGCCGCUCCGCCACUCGGGCACCGCAGGUAGGGCAGGAGGCUGCAGCGCCUGCUGCCCGCCCGCCAGCCCGCACGUACAAUGGUCCCCUCGGCUGGACAGCUCGCCCUGUUCGCGCUGGGUAUCGUGUUGGCUGCGUGCCAGGCCUUGGAGAACAGCACGUCCCCCUUGAGCGCAGACCCGCCCGUGGCCGCAGCAGUGGUGUCUCAUUUUAAUGACUGCCCAGAUUCCCACACUCAGUUCUGCUUCCAUGGAACCUGCAGGUUUUUGGUGCAAGAGGACAAGCCAGCUUGUGUCUGCCAUUCUGGGUACGUUGGUGCACGCUGUGAGCAUGCGGACCUCCUGGCCGUGGUGGCCGCCAGCCAGAAGAAGCAGGCCAUCACUGCCUUGGUGGUGGUCUCCAUGGUGGCCCUUGCUGUCCUUAUCAUUACAUGUGUGCUGAUACACUGCUGCCAGGUCCGAAAACACUGUGAGUGGUGCCGGGCCCUCAUCUGCCGGCACGAGAAGCCCAGCGCCCUCCUGAAGGGAAGGACUGCUUGCUGCCACUCAGAAACAGUGGUCUGAAAAGCCCAGAGGAGGAACUUGGCCAGGUGGACUGUGGCAGAUCAAUAAAGAAAGGCUUCUUCAGGAGAGCACCACCAAAGACGCCUGCACAUGCCGCAGACCUUCCUCCUUGGCCUGCGAUCACCCGCACAGCCUUUCUGUCUUUUGUGGGCCUUCAAAACUGUCAAGAACUGUCUGCUCGGGGUUAUUCAGUGUGACCUAAAGAAGAAAUUGGUGGACCACGAUUUCAAGACUGGUUAAAAAAGAACUGUAAAGCGACAGACUCCUGCUCACCUAGGUGAGCUGUGUGCCUCAGUUGGCGUCUGAGUCCAGAGGUGUGGUUGUCUUCUGCCAGGCAUGGAUUCCGGGCUGCAUGUUUCUUUUUAAUGGCACACCUCUCCGCAACAGAAUUCUGCCCAACACAGGGGAUUUCUGUAGUUGUUACCAUUUUCUGUCAUCCGCUCACUGGGAAAGAAAGUGGAAGAGGGGAAACGACUUAAUGUCACAUGAAGACCCCAGCUUUAAGAGAAGCUGUACCCUGUAACCAUGAGACCCUCAACCAGCCCAAUAUUGUCCAUGGACACAUGACAUUGAAGACUGUCCCAAGCUAUCGCCACCCUUGGAGGUGUCUUAUUUAUUAGACGGAUAAUGGUUUUAUUUUUAGUCUCUUAAGUUGAUGUAAAAAGCAUAAAACCCCUUCAGAAUUCUACAGUAAUGAUGUAUAUGUUGCUGACUGAAAAGCUGUACUGAUUGACUAGAAAUGUCUGGCCUCUUCGAGACAGCUGCGGCUUGGGAAAAGCCAGCCAGGGUUGGGAAGAUGGAACCAGAGGCUGGGUUACUGGUAGGAACAAAGGUAGGGUUCAGAGGUGGUGCCAUUUAAGCCACAAAGCCAGUAAAUGUUCCCAGUACAUUCUGAGAGAAAACUUAGCAAAUCCCUCAGCAAGGAUCUGUCCCUUCUGCUGGGGAGAGAGGAAAAGAGUAUGUGCAUAUCUGCACGGGAUAAACCCAAUGCAUACUGCACUGCUCAGUGAUUACAUGGGCUCACUUCCUAGCGAGACCUCCGAGAGAAUGUUUAGAAAUAAAGCAUUAGCCACAAGCCGUGGGUAUUUCAGGCCAAAUGCAUAAAAGGGGGACCAGUCGCUUAUUUUCCAUUUUGUUGCUUGGUUGGUUGGUUUCUUCAUUUUUAAAAGGAGAAAUUUAACUUUGCUAUUUAUUUUCAAGCACUAGGAAAACUAUUGCAGUAAUUGUUUUUCUUCAUUUCCGUUCAGGAUGCCGUUUUUAUUAGCAAAAACUCUAACAAGUCAUCUCCACCAUGUGGGUCUUGCUUUCCACUGAAGAGAAGCAACCGUUCCCUGAGUAUCUGGGUCCAUCUGACUCACGGGGCCUGCCUCUGGGGAGCAGUGGGUCCCUGCAAAUACACAGGGAUGAUCCCCGGGAAUUUUUAUUCAAAUUUGGAAACAGAGUAACAAAUAAUAUAAACUCCUUAGGUGAGGAAAGUCUACUAAUAUUUGAAAAGUGAAAGAUUUCUACCUAUUAACUCUUAAGUGCAUCUAGCUUACUACAUCAUGAAAGGGACAUUGAAAAUAUGUCAAUUGGCUUGAAAUUUUCAGAGAAUUUUGUCCUCCCCCUAAUCCUUUUUUGAGCUGGAAGAACCAUUUCUAUGAAUUUUUUUUUUUAAUAAUUCAGACAAUUCUAUGACCUGUUUCUUCACUUUGGCACUCUUACUUAACAAUGCCACACAUGAAGCACUAAAUGCAGACCUCAGAUCUGUUCAGAGCUGGCCCCCUAGCAACGUUGUUGACACAGCUCCCGGUUUUUUAAUUAUUGAAGUAGGUUCAAGUUUGCAUUCCUUGGGCCAGUCCUACAGCAGCAGAUAUGUGGGUUGAGGCUUGACUACAGCAUCCUGCUUAGAGACCAAUUAAUGGACACUGGUUUUUAGACCCCUGUCAAUCAGUAGUUAGCAUCCAAGAGACUUUGCAGAGGUGUGAGAAGAUGAGGCUGAACAGAUGAUGGAAGCAGAGGUUCCCUGCAAAAACUUGAGAUUUAGUGUCUGUGAAUGCUUUGUUUCCUAGGUCCAGCAAGUCACACUUGCCAGUGCCCUCAUGCUUAUGUCUGUAACACACAUGCAAAGGCCUCCAAUGUAUGCCUCCCUAGAAGUGCCUUCCGAGUCAGUCUUUUGGAAACUAGUAGGUCUGAAAAAGAGGCUGCAUCAAGGCAGGCCUGGUUGGACCUUCAUCCAUGCCCCAGGAUAGGAGAGUGGCUUAUUUGGUGAUUUUUCUUCUAGAAAUCAAAUGACUGAUAAGCAUCGGAUUCCUCUACCAUUUAAUGGCAGUGGGAGUCUUUGGUUAGCUAUAAAAACGCUCCCUUCUCAGGUUAAAAAUGCAUCUUCUAAUCCAUCUCAGCAAGGUUCCCUGUGCUUCCUUGCCCUUUAGAAAAUGAAUUGUUCAUUACAAUUAGAGAAUCAUUUAACAUCCUGACCUGGUUAGCUGCCACACACCUGGCAGUGGGGAGCAUCACUGUUUUCAAUGGCUCGGGAGACAAUGAAAAGCCCCCAUUUAAAAAAACAUUUUUUUAAAAGGCCUCCAAUAUUCUUAUGGAGCCUGGUUUUCCCACUGCUUUGCAGGCUGUGACUUUUUUUAAGCAUCUGGCAGGAAAUGUUUUCUUCCACGUGGAAAGAUAGAUAGCAGCCAACCCUGAUCUGGAAGACAGGGUCCCAGCUGGACACACAUGGAACUGAGCCAGGGAUGAGCUGGCUACUGUGUCCCUGCAGGAGAGGUGGGCAGAAUGGCCCUGGAGUCCUUUCUCUUGAGAAAGGAGGAAAAGGUGGGAUUGACCCUCACCUACCCGCACUGGUAAGGGAAAAGAAUUUAUGCUUCUGGAGCUUCUCAAGGGAUUGUGCUUUGCAGGUACAGAAAACUGCCUGUUAUCUUCAAGCCAGGUUUUCCAGGGCACAUGGGCCACCGGUUGCUCUUUCAGUCAAUUUGGCAGGGAUGGACUCAUGAGGCUCUAACACUGCUCAGGAGACCCCUGCCCCCUAGUUCGUUCUGGGCUUUGAUCUCUCCCAACCAGCCCAGCCACAGAGGGAGGAAUGACUCAAAUGCCCAAAACCAAGAGGAUGUUGCAGAAGUAAGACAAACGUGUCUAUUUUUUAACAUUCUAACAUAAGACCUGUUCUCUCUGGUCAUCUACUUACCAGGCUUUCUGAAAGAUCUAGCGGUUCACAGCAGAGAGAGAGAGCACUGAAAAAGCAACUCCUCUUCCUAGUCUUAAUAAUUUACUAAAAUGGUCAACUUUUCAUUAUUAUAAUAAACCUGAUGCUUUUUUUUAGAACUCCUUACUCUGACUUCUGUAUAUGUUGCACUGAAAAGGUUAAUAUUUAAUGUUUUAAUUUAUUUUGUGUGGUAAGUUAAUUUUGAUUUCUGUAAUGUGCUAAUAUGAUUAGCAGUUCUUUUCCUUAAUAUCUGAAUUAUAAAGAGUAGUGAGCAAUAUAAGAUGCAGCUGUGUUUUUCAGUAAUGUGCAUUGUUAUUCAGUUGUACUGUACCUUACUUGGAAGGAUGAAGGAAUGAAUCUUUUUUUCCUAAA
This is a messenger RNA of Callithrix jacchus (white-tufted-ear marmoset), 4590 nucleotides long. It is a transcript of the gene TGFA, whose product is annotated as transforming growth factor alpha. Gene Ontology annotation, biological process: epidermal growth factor receptor signaling pathway; positive regulation of cell population proliferation; positive regulation of mitotic nuclear division. The record is from RefSeq and is a predicted model, not a curated record. Lineage: Eukaryota; Metazoa; Chordata; Mammalia; Primates; Cebidae. Gene Ontology annotation, molecular function: growth factor activity; epidermal growth factor receptor binding.